Molecule: messenger RNA, 424 nt
Organism: Drosophila takahashii
Lineage: Eukaryota; Metazoa; Arthropoda; Insecta; Diptera; Drosophilidae
Product: U6 snRNA-associated Sm-like protein LSm8
Biological process (GO): mRNA splicing, via spliceosome
Cellular component (GO): U4/U6 x U5 tri-snRNP complex; U6 snRNP; precatalytic spliceosome
Molecular function (GO): RNA binding
Source: RefSeq, a predicted model, not a curated record
UUAUCGCUAUCGUUAUCGGAGCGACGCGCUUGCUAUCGUUUUGCCAUUUUCGUAUUUAUUUUCAUCCGCUGGACGCAGAAGCUCUAAAAGAUUAGCCAAAAAUGUCCGGACUGGAGUCCUACAUCAACCACACAGUGUCCAUCAUCACGGCGGACGGGCGGAACUUCAUUGGGACCCUCAAGGGCUUCGACCAGACCAUCAACAUCAUCAUCGACGAGUGCCAUGAGCGGGUUUUCUCCACGAGCUCUGGGAUUGAGCAGAUCGUCCUGGGGCUGCACAUCAUCCGCGGGGACAACAUCGCGGUGAUCGGACUGAUAGACGAGACCAUCGACUCCCGCCUGGAUCUGGCCAAUAUCCGGGGCGAACCUCUUGGACCCGUGGUGCACUAGGAUAGCGAAUAAAACCAGUGAUUCUCAAGACUUAA